Messenger RNA from Venustampulla echinocandica, 489 nucleotides. Its product is annotated as Peptidyl-prolyl cis-trans isomerase. Gene Ontology annotation, biological process: protein peptidyl-prolyl isomerization; protein folding. Gene Ontology annotation, molecular function: peptidyl-prolyl cis-trans isomerase activity. Lineage: Eukaryota; Fungi; Ascomycota; Leotiomycetes; Helotiales; Pleuroascaceae. The transcript is spliced from 2 exons. Gene Ontology annotation, cellular component: catalytic step 2 spliceosome. Bases 1 to 489 code for a protein of 162 amino acids. The record is from RefSeq and is a predicted model, not a curated record.
AUGUCCGUCACUCUACACACCAAUCUCGGUGACAUUAAGAUCGAGGUCUUCUGCGAGAGUGUCCCCAAGACCGCAGAGAACUUCCUUGCGCUAUGCGCCUCCGGCUUUUAUGAUGGCUCUGCCUUCCACCGCCUGAUCCCACAUUUUAUGGUCCAAACGGGGGCUCCUCCAUCACAACCAAAAGGCGGCUCCUCAAUCUGGGGAGAGCCCUUUGAGGACGAGAUCCGCCCAGCGCUUCGACAUAAUGCCCGAGGGAUCGUCAGCAUGGCGAACAAGGGUCCUGCGACGAAUGGAAGCCAGUUCUUCAUCUGCCUCGAUAAGGCACCGCAUCUGGAUGGCAAGAACACGGUAUUUGGACAUGUGAUUGGGGAUGACGGGUUGGCGACAUUGAGCAAAAUAGAGAGUGUCGAGGUGGAUAAGAAGAAUAGACCGAAGGAGGAACUCAAGAUAGAAUCGGUCACAAUUCAUGCGAAUCCUUUGGCUGGUUGA